GCACAUCUCGGCUGCGCUGCGUCGUCAGGUGCGUCAGGUACGUAUGUGAUCUGUUGUUGACGCCUCUUCUCUUCACUCUCUCGGGUCGGACAGGAGGACACCCGCCCAGUUGACGAGGAGUAUUAAGUGUUACGUGCGAGGAAAAGCUUUCUAAUCUCUGAUCUCUUGGAUUAUUCCUUCGAUGGACGGGAUUUAGGGUGUCCGCAAUUUUUGGCCACUAUUUUACGCACCAUUUCUGCGCGCUCAAAUUUACGCUCCCAUAAUGGAUUAAACACUCAUUAGUUUCAGCCUACUUUUUGGAUUAUUAAUGGACUCGCAUCAUGCUAAAUGAUGAUGAUCUUUUGGUCACUGGAGUGUACAUUGGAUUAGGAGCCGGAGAUUUCCCACCGCUCUUGGGACAAACACCUGUUUAUUCUCCUGAGACACUUUGACCUGGUCCACCUUUUGACGCGCUGCGAUGGAGAGCCAGCUGAGACCCAGGCUCUGUUUCGUGACCAAAGGAGAGCUUGGCUAUGGGUUUCACCUGCACGGAGAGAGGAAUAAAGGCGGACAGAUCAUCCGCAAAGUGGACCCGGGCUCCUGUGCCGACCUAGCCGGGCUGAGACCAGGAGACCGGCUGGUGGAGGUGAACGGGGAGAAUGUGGAGAAGCAGAACCACUAUCAAGUGGUGGAGCGUAUCCGUGAGGUGGCCCACCGCACCAGGCUGCUGGUGGUGGACAGAGACACGGAUGACUACCUCCGCAGCCGUGGUCUGGCCUGCACCGAGGACCUGGCCAUGGAGAUGGGAAACCUCUCCCCAAGGCCUUCGCCCGCGCCCACCCCUUCUGCCUCUCCCAUACCCAUAGGGAACUCGCCCCUGUCACCCAAAUCCAACCACAUGCACUCAUUUUACCCUCCUGCUGCAGACUUGUCCACACAUGCGAUCACACAAGCCAAGGUCAAGAGGUCCUCUGUGACAUCAUCAAGUACGGCGACAGACACAGAGCUGCAGGUGCAGCCCUCGCCAGAGCCGACGGAUGAGCUCCUACCCCGUCUGUGUCUCCUGGCGAAGGGGGAGAACGGCUACGGCUUCAACCUGUACAACGAUAAGACCAAGGGUGGACAGUUUAUGCGUUCGGUUGACCCCGGCUCAACUGCUGAGAUUGCAGACAUCAGGCCAGGAGACAGACUAGUGGAGGUGAAUGGGGUGAACAUACAGGGCCUGAAGCACUCAGAGGUGGUGGCACUCAUUAGAGCAGCAGGGGAGGAAGUGCGCCUCCUAGUGGUUGACCAGGAGACAGACGAGCUCUUCCACAGACUGGGGAUCACACCCGCAAGCAACCAAGUCAAAGAGGUCUAUCUGGAUGAAUCAGCCACAGAGAGCGCCCCGCACACCCCCUUACCGACCACUGAACUCCCCGCCACAGAUCCACCGAUCAUAAACGUCAUGCUGACAGACCCCCCGAUCGCAAACGAGUCUCCAAAAUCCCGAACCAAUGGGAGCUCAGCAUCUCAGUCCUCGAGAAGUUCCACCACCCAGUCAGAGAUCAGCAGCUCGGACAUGAGCUUCCAGGUCCACGAAGAGGACGAUAGGCGCGUUUCGGACCCUUUCAUGGACAAUGGCCUGCGUCUGAGUCCCACAGCUGCUGAGGCUAAACAAAAGGUCCUCGCCAGCCGCAACAAGAAGAGAGCACCUGCUAUGGACUGGAGUAAGAAAUAUGAGAUCUUCAGCAGCUUCUGAUCCCAGAACGCACGGAGAAAAAGGAGAAGAAGCACGAGAAUGUCAUACAAUACAACAGAGAAUAAUAUCGUAAUCCUUCACUGUUCAUAUUGUAAACUUAAGUAAUGUACCUCGAUCUUGCGGGGGCACGGUAAGAGAAAGAGUAAUGUGAAGAGGAAAAAGACUAACUUUGGUAGUAAUAUUCCUAAAUUCUGCUCUGUGUAAAACUAUAUUGUAAGAUAUCGAAUAGUAUUCUCUAGAUGCUUAUUUUACAGUAUCUAUAAGGACAAAGACAUGUUCUGUGGAUGUGUCAGAGAUCUGAAACACUGGUGUUAAUGACUGGCAGAGCAGACUCAUCCUUGCAAAUGGUGCUGAGUCAGUACACAGUGUUUCUCUUUAUUAAAUCAGUCAUUCAAGAGCCAUAGUGACUAUGAGUCUAUAAUAGCCUAUAUGCGUCUGAUUUGGGGCCGUAUUUUCUGUAGAUACGCUUUUCUGUUGUAACUUUAUUUUUUUUGAAUAGUUUCAUGUCUUAUUUACAAUGAGCUCAUCACAGCCGAGUCCUGGAGUAGUUACAUCAACUUUGUGAUUGUCAAUUUAAUGUUGCAUAUCGCUUUUAAAUGUGAAUACAGAGGAAAUGGUAGAAGCUAAGUUAUGGAAUGUAUGAUGAUGGAUCACCUCAGUGCUUAUCUUUGAUGUUAGCGUUAUUUCUGUAAAGGAAAAUAUUGAAAAGACAGAUGGUUGACUAGACUAGACCCUCUUUUGUUGUAGAUUUUUGAGUAUUUUUCUCCAAAAUGUGCUUGGUUGAAACAAUGUGAAAUAAACUUUCAGAAUAUGUGUAAAUGCCA
This is a messenger RNA of Sebastes umbrosus (honeycomb rockfish), 2544 nucleotides long. RefSeq names its product Na(+)/H(+) exchange regulatory cofactor NHE-RF2 (gene nherf2). Lineage: Eukaryota; Metazoa; Chordata; Actinopteri; Perciformes; Sebastidae. The transcript is spliced from 6 exons. The record is from RefSeq and is a predicted model, not a curated record. Gene Ontology annotation, biological process: protein localization to plasma membrane. Gene Ontology annotation, cellular component: apical plasma membrane. Gene Ontology annotation, molecular function: signaling receptor binding; protein-membrane adaptor activity. Bases 458 to 1720 code for a protein of 420 amino acids.